AUGCCUUGCUAUUUCUUCUUUCUGGUUUACCUUGAGGAUGCUCCUGGAAAGGAGCUUUCUUCUCAACUUAGGGUGUUGCAAAGUAAUCUCAAGGCUUCAUCUACAUCUCCAUCUCCGGCUUUGAUAUUUCUAGGAGGUAGAGUGCUUGAUCAAUACCAAAGUUCUCCCACUUUAGAUAUUGUAGAAGCUCUAAUAUGUGGACGAGAUUGGCUACAUGCAUCAAUGGGUUGCCAUGGAAAAAUGGACUUUGAUGAUGGUGUUGAUGAUAUGUUGAAGGGGGACCUUGUUGCUCAAACUUUAAAUGAAGCUUCAAAUGAAAUUGAGAUUGAUUAACUUUGAAAAUUGCAUAUUCGGAGUUUUACAUGUUAUUUUGUAUCAUUAAGACAUGGAUUCUUGAUAUUAUUUUUAGCAUGCCACUGAAUUUUGUAUUAUCAAGACAUGAAUUUCUAUGUAACACUUAUUAAA
This is a messenger RNA of Dioscorea cayenensis subsp. rotundata (Guinea yam), 465 nucleotides long. RefSeq lists its product as uncharacterized. The record is from RefSeq and is a predicted model, not a curated record. NCBI's taxonomy places the organism in Eukaryota, Viridiplantae, Streptophyta, Magnoliopsida, Dioscoreales, Dioscoreaceae. The transcript has 3 exons. The coding region runs from base 1 to 333 and encodes 110 amino acids.